UGGGAGAGCAAGAUCAUAAUUCUCAGUAAUUAGAACUUUAUAGGGCUUAAAAAGGAAGGGGCGGGCUGUAGAAGGCCAUUCCGCCUGUACUUGUUCGUGCGACCCGAACCGGAGAGGGCGAGAGCGAGUGAGAGCGGGAGGGCGAGGUCCGUCUUGUGCGAUUCAGAGAAGAAGAUCGACAUCUGGUGAUUCUGAGUACAGAGCAUCUAUUAAUCCUUUGAGCCUGAUUGAUAGAUCACUUAGGCGUUUGGAAGAAGAAGGAACAAGGGAGGUUUUAUAAUUUUUACUGUUCAGUGAUUUAUGGAAGAGACAAUUGAAUAUUGCUAUCAAUACAAUGGUAGACAUCUUUCUGUUGCUUGUGGUGGCCCAAUUUUUGUUUCCAAUUAUGUUGGCUCUAUGACCUCUGUCCCUGACUUCAAAGCCUCCUUGCUCCAAGAAAUACGUGAUCUGGAAGCUGUAUUGAUUUUGGCUGAUGAUUUCAUUGAAGAUCUCUCGGUUGAUGAUCUCAAGGUUUUUACGGAGGAAGAGUUGGUAGAGAUGGCUCUCAAAGAAGAAUUUGAUGAAUUUGAGCAUGCUUCUGGGAACGAUGAGCCAUUGCAGAUCCUAGAGCUAGCUAAUUCUACUGAUGACCAAGUUAUUAAUUUUAACAAAGAAAUUGUUAUGUCAAGAGUCUCACUAAAUGGGAGCAGCACUUUGGAAUCAUCUUCAUCAUUAAAUGAUUCGUCCAUGUGGAUGUGCAGUACUGAUGUUUCUGAAAAGAAGGUUCAACAGAAGCGAAGUAAGAAGAGAGGGAGGCAUUUUGAUAGAAAUACUCGAGCCACUGAACUUGAAAGUUGCUAUUUUGAGAAAGUGAAACAACUUGCAAAAAUCAAACAGAGACAGGAUGAAGACAAAUUAGCUGCCAGACUACAUUCAUUCAGUGGCAACUCCAAAUCUAUGGAAGGCGCAAUUAUAACCCUAGAUAAAAUCGAGAAGAUGCAAUCUCUUAGGUUAAUGACUUCCUCAGUCAAGGUGAAAGCUCUAACUUCAAAUGUGCAUGUACCUGUAUACUAUCCUGAAGUUAUUCUUUGUGUUGAGAUUUAUCAUCAAAGCACUUCGAAGAAGGUUCAAGAGUUUUUAGUCUUGGGAAGCCAGAACCUAACUGAAUUGAGGGAUAAUAUCUAUUGCUUGACGGAUAAAUUGAUGGAGGCAGCAGAGAAAUGUGAUGCUUCUAGUUAUUUCCUAAUUGAAGAAACUUUUUGCAAUGAUCUCCGAAGCCCUUCUGCUACUGAUUAUAGUAAGCCUAUAUUUGAUUGGCUUGAGAACCGACGUAAUGAGGCUUCAGAAAAGUGGGAGUUCAUCAUGUCAGGUGAACUAAAGAAAAAACAGAAGGAAUUAUUGGGUAAUUUGGAUAUUUCCAAUUUACCAAACUUUAAAGCUGUAGACAUGCAUAAAAUACGCUUCUGUGACCUAAGAUUUCGGCUUGGAGCAGGUUAUCUUUAUUGUCACCAGGGGAAUUGCAAGCACAUCAUAGUGUUUAGAGACAUGAGACUGAUCCAUCCAGAUGAUUCACACAACAAGGCAGAUUAUCCUCUCCUCACUUUCCAAAUCAAACCCCGUCAAAGGAAAUGCUCUGUUUGUCAGAUCUACAUUGCAACAAAAAUGACCGUUGAUGAUAAGUGGGCCCCAGAGGAUCCUUGUUAUUUCUGCAUCAAAUGUUACUUUCUUCUGCAUUAUAAGGAAGAUAACACUUUAUUGUAUCCUCAUACUGUGUAUGACUACUUCCAUGAAUAAAUAAAUGCUCCUUUUGUAGAUUUAAGUUGUGCUUCA
Molecule: messenger RNA, 1809 nt
Organism: Dendrobium catenatum
Lineage: Eukaryota; Viridiplantae; Streptophyta; Magnoliopsida; Asparagales; Orchidaceae
Product: snRNA-activating protein complex subunit
Exons: 12
Coding region: 301-1773 (490 amino acids)
Biological process (GO): snRNA transcription by RNA polymerase II; snRNA transcription by RNA polymerase III
Cellular component (GO): snRNA-activating protein complex
Molecular function (GO): core promoter sequence-specific DNA binding; RNA polymerase II cis-regulatory region sequence-specific DNA binding; bent DNA binding
Source: RefSeq, a predicted model, not a curated record